GAGUAUGGAAGUGGAAUCGAAUAUUAAGCAGCGCUCCACUAAUGGCAGACACUUGCAAUCGCUAUCUCCGGCGAGGGGAUCCGAUUCAAAGGAGAGUUCCGUGGAACGAGAGCUCAAUGGGGACAUUCAGGCGGUAGAGCUGAACGGCGGAGGCGCCACGAAUGGGCACAUCAAGAAGCCGCUGCCCGUGGAUGAUGGCAGGAUUAAGCGCAAAGCAAAACGGCUGAUCGUCCAAAGACAGAACAGUGGCAGCGGCACAUCCAGCGGCAGUCCCAGCCAAACCAACGGCAAUGGAGUGAGUGGAGCGGGUGGUGCCGGUGUUUCGCCAAUAGUGAUCAACGGUAUCCUACCCACUCCCGGUGGCUAUGUGGUGCCCCAUCGCCGCUGGAAGAAUAGUCGUCGCUCCCGGAACCUGAACCGCGGCCGUGGUCUGCCAAAGAAGGGUGGUGCCGGUGGCAAGGGAGUUUGGGGGCUACCCGGCUCCGAAGCUCUUGCCGAAGUCUAUGAAGACGAGAAUGAUCCGAACUAUGAUAGCGAGUGCAACGAUCGCAAUGUGGAGCUGCGCGAGGUGAUCACGGAGAUCACACCCGAGGAGUUCUUCAAGCUGGCGGAGCCCAUUGUUUUGGAGUAUUACGAGCACGGGGACACACACGAGGUGGCCUUGAGCUUUGAUGAGAUACUGCAGGGUCCCUUGCGGGAGCACAUCACUAGCAUUCUCGUGGAGAUCGCUAUGGACCACAAGGACUCUCAGCGUGAGAUGACCUCGGUGCUGAUCUCCGAUCUCUACGGCAGGGUCAUCACCGGCAAGGACAUCGAGAAGGGCUUCAACAUGCUCCUGGGCAAUCUGCCGGAUCUCAUUCUGGACACUCCAGAGGCGCCCUUUAUGCUGGGCAAUUUUAUGGCCCGCGCCGUGGCCGAUGAUUGCAUUCCGCCGAAGUUUGUGGCCAAGGCUGAGGAAGAGUUGCGUAGUCUACAGCUGGGCGAGUAUGCCGAGCAUGCCCUUCGUCGCGCCGACUCGCUGCUACACAAGCAAGGCUGGGCGCAUUUGGACAACGUCUGGGGCAUGGGUGGCCCACUGCGUCCGGUGAAGACGAUCACCAAGCAGAUGGAGCUUCUGCUCAAGGAGUAUCUCUCCUCGCGCGAUGUGGCCGAGGCGCAGCGCUGUCUGCGUGCUUUGGAGGUGCCUCACUAUCACCACGAGCUCGUCUACGAGGCGAUCGUAAUGACACUAGAGUCCCUCAGCCAGACCACCGAGGAGGCCAUGUGUGAGCUGCUUAAGCAGCUGGAUCUCACCUGCUUGGUGCUGCCCGCGGGCAUGGAGCAGGGCUUUAUACGCGUCUUUGAUGAUAUGGCCGAUAUCGUUCUGGAUGUGCCACUGGCUUAUAUAAUACUCGAUCGCUUCGUCGAGCGCUGCAAUCGCGCCGGAUUCCUUACCGACAAAAUAAUCAACAAUGUGCCAUCGCGCGGACGCAAGCGUUUCGUUUCGGAGGGCGACGGAGGACACGUUAAGCCAGUCACCUUGCCCACCUUGCGCGAUUAAACUGGGAUUUAAUGCUGCUAUAUAUAUACAUAUGCAUAUAUAACGACAACUCCAGCCUCCCAAAAAGGACACCUAAAAAAGCAACAACACAAGAAAAAAAAAAAAAAAAAAGAAAAACAAAAA
Messenger RNA from Drosophila kikkawai, 1663 nucleotides. It is a transcript of the gene Pdcd4, whose product is annotated as Programmed cell death 4. NCBI's taxonomy places the organism in Eukaryota, Metazoa, Arthropoda, Insecta, Diptera, Drosophilidae. Gene Ontology annotation, cellular component: nucleus; cytosol. Gene Ontology annotation, biological process: negative regulation of DNA-templated transcription. The record is from RefSeq and is a predicted model, not a curated record.